UUUUGAGUCCAGUGGGAGCCAACAACCCAAAGAUGUGUGAAAGAGUUCACACUAAAUAUAUUCAUCACAAGCCUAGUUCAACUGAACGAUAUCAGUAUGUUGGCUACAAGUCUGACCAUCACAUCAAAUCAUGGACAGAUGACAGAAAUCAAGAUGCCGGGCCCAUAAUAUCUUUGCCGGAAGGAGGUUUUCCAUCGUCUUACAAAAAUGGUCUACAUGGUGAAAUUCCCCAAAGCUGGACAAAUUUUGACCUCACUGGUUUCGAUAAGUCUUACCACUAUCCUAGCACUAAAAAUGGCGGAUAUAAUAUUGACUAUCCAUUAGACUUUACCGCGACACAUUGUCAGCUUGGAAUCAGGUCAAAUGGCGGGGAAAGGGAAACCCGAUUACCGCAAACUCAUCAAAAUUCACCCAAAGUGCUUGGUUCUAUAAACCACGAAACUCCACAAUCAUGGAGUUCCAACGUUGUAAAAAUUGGAUCAAACUCAACCCCUCUAGAUAAGUGUUAUUACGUCGGUUCUUCUGACGGUCAUCCGUCAAGUCUAAAAUCCCUCCCACAUCACUCUGUAGACUUUGAUUCGGAGCAUUCAACUACAAGUGAUGUUAGUUAUUCUAAAACUGGACAGGUAUUUUCUCAGGAUGGUAUUGAUAAUAAAAACCAAUCUACCAAAAGUGAAAAAUCUUUGAAGUUUCCGUGGAUGAAAAGUACAAAAUCGCAUCAUUACGAAUGGAAAGCUCAGUGGCAACAAGCCAUGGGUAUGACUUCGCCAUUCUUCCCAGAGGUCGAGGAAAAUAAGCGAACAAGAACUGCCUAUGCGAGAUGGCAAUUGCUAGAAUUGGAGAAAGAAUUCCACUUUAGUCGUUAUAUCACAAGGCCCAGACGAAUUGAACUUGCAGCUAUGCUAAGUUUAACUGAAAGACAUAUUAAAAUUUGGUUUCAAAACAGACGAAUGAAGUGGAAGAAAGACAACUCGCUAACACCAAAAAAUGCGAUGAUACUUGGCACGGAAGAAGAUCUAUCAGGAUCCGAGACAAGCAUAGCAGAAAAGAGUUGCUCUAUUCCAAGUGAUAAAGCAUCAAAUGUUCCGGUAACAUUUCCCUUGUCUGACAAUGACGUGAAACUUUCCGUCAGCUUAUCAGAGUCUUUAUCGGACCUAGCAAACUUGACGAAAAUGCAUUCAAAUCACGGACAAGAGUUGCCAGCAUUUCCACCCCCGUAUUCAACACCUUCAUUUUAGAAAUUAUUCUGGGCGUCAAAGCCUUUUCAAGCAUAAAAUUUAAAUGCCUUGAAUAUCGAAAGAAUCGGCGUUAAACAAA
Messenger RNA from Styela clava, 1317 nucleotides. Its product is annotated as homeobox protein Hox-D5-like. Lineage: Eukaryota; Metazoa; Chordata; Ascidiacea; Stolidobranchia; Styelidae. Gene Ontology annotation, molecular function: RNA polymerase II cis-regulatory region sequence-specific DNA binding; DNA-binding transcription factor activity, RNA polymerase II-specific. Gene Ontology annotation, biological process: regulation of transcription by RNA polymerase II. The record is from RefSeq and is a predicted model, not a curated record. Gene Ontology annotation, cellular component: nucleus.